UGUGCCUUUCGGCAAAAGUUUUCCUGUGCAAAUUGUUGUGAAAAGUGUAACUAUUCGGUAGUAAAUUCAACUCCGAAUUAUUUAAUCUGGACUGUUGCGCAGUCGUAAAGCGUGUGGCAAACGGUUGAGCAGGUUUUUCAAACGUAAUAUUCAGUAUACUCCAUCAACAUGACGAUUGUUAACCUCGAUCCGACCAACCUGGAAUUUUCCGUGUUCAGUACGGAGGAUAUCCGAAAAAUAAGUGUGACGAAGAUAACUCUACCUCGUUCGUUCAAUGAACUGGGCCAAGGCCUUCGCGGUGGACUGUACGAUCCAUGCAUGGGCCCGAGCUCUUUUGGUGAAAUCUGUGCCACGUGCAGCCGCGACAGCCAGAGAUGCGAAGGGCAUUUUGGGCACAUCGAACUCGACCUGCCCGUCUACAAUCCGUUUUUCGUGCGCCAUGUGUUCAGCAUUCUACGCAUAAGCUGUAUGCCGUGCAUGCGGAUCCAACUGCGCGAUGGGAUGAAGUCGCUGAUAGAGUUGCAGCUCCGCCUCGCCAACGCUGGUUACAUUGUGGAAGCGGAAGAGAUUGAAUUGUACAAGGCGAAGCUUCGGCAGAAUCCGAUGGAAGAGAUUCCGGAGGAGUUAAGUUCCUACGAGGAUCUGCUGCAGAAGGAACCGUACAAUAAGCUGGGCGAUACGAAGCUGUCUAGCGCGAUCCGGAAUGCUAUCGUGAACAGUACGAUAAGGGAUUGUACGGUAAAGACGUGCAUCCACUGCAAACAGCUGAUGACAAAAUUUAUAAUGAACGAUGGAAAGAUAAAGAUCCGCUGGACACAAGGCGAUAGGAAACUGUACUAUGAAGCGAAAAACAUUGAAACGACGGAUGACCAACUGAAAGCAUUCAACGAAGCACUGUUGGCAAGGGAAUGUAAGAUGCAGCUCCGCAAGCUGUACGAUACGGAGGGCUCCAUUUUGAAGCUUUUGGUGCCGAUGCUCGUCUCACAUGCCGGACGCGACUACCCGACGGAUAUAUUUUUCAUGGAAGCUAUUCCCGUUCCACCACCGAAGAUGCGUCCCGAGCGGCGUUUGCAAAAAGGAACUGUUGUGGAGCACCCUCAAUCGCUACUGCUUCGUAACAUCCUAAUUACAAACAGCACCGUGCGUGCCAUUUUAAUGUCCGUCGAGGAUAAACAAUUCGACGUGUCUGCCCCUAAGGAAGAUUCCGCUUCGUCUCUCACCACAGUGCAGCAGAUCGUAGAAAUAGCCAAGGGUGAGACGUUGCAGGAGAAGCUGUUCCACGCAUGGUACUCCCUCCAGACCAGUGUAAACCAGGUGCUGGACGUCAAUCAAUUGGCUAAGGGAAGCCAAGUCGCCUUUUCGCUGAAGCGUUUGAUAGAAAAAAAGCAAGGCCUGAUCCGCAUGCACAUGAUGGGUAAGCGAGUGAACCAUGCCGCUCGUACGGUCAUCACGCCCGAUCCAAACAUCGGCGUGGAGGAAAUCGGCAUUCCGAUGCGUUUCGCCAAGAAACUGACCUACCCCGUGCCGGUGACGCCCUGGAACGUUUCCGAGCUACGGCAGUGGGUGCUGAAUGGCCCGGCCGUGUACCCGGGUGCCAAUAUGAUUGAAGACUCUAACGGCCGCCAGAGCAAACUAUCGGCCAUCAACGUCACCCAGCGACAGUCGAUAGCUAAAACGCUGUUAACACCGCACGGUACCGCGACAGAUGGCGAUUCGAUCAAGAUCGUCCAUCGUCAUCUGCAGGACGGAGAUAUUCUGCUGCUUAACCGGCAGCCAACGCUCCACCGGCCGAGUAUAAUGGCGCACCGAGCGAAAAUUCUGUCGGGGGAGAAGAUCUUUCGCCUGCACUACUCGAACUGCAAGUCGUACAAUGCGGACUUUGACGGCGACGAAAUGAAUGCCCACUUGCCGCAGAACGAAGUGGCACGCAGCGAAGCGUACGGACUGGUAGCGGUGCCGUACCAGUAUCUGGUCCCAAAGGACGGCACACCGCUCGGUGGAUUGAUUCAGGAUCAUAUUGUGUCCGCGGUAAAGUUGUUCAUUCGGGGCAAAUUUUUCAACCGGGAGGACUACCAACAACUGACCUUCCAGGCACUAAGCAAUAAGAAGGGCAACAUUGAGCUGCUGCCACCAUCAAUCCUGAAACCGGUGCGCCUCUGGUCGGGAAAACAAAUCAUUUCCACUAUCAUCAAGAACAGCAUACCGAAGGACUUGCCGCACAUCAACAUGAUUGGCAAAUCGAAGCUCAACAACAAGCAUUGGCUUGUGCAACCGGCUCGACCCUGGCAGUACGGGGGAACACCGUUGGGUGAGAAUGAAAUGUCCGAAUCGGAAGUCCACAUUCGAGCGGGAGAGCUGCUGUGCGGCAUUCUCGAUAAGAACCACUUUGGUGCAACGCCGUACGGUCUGAUCCAUUGUAUGUACGAGCUGUACGGCGGUGUCUGUUCGACGGCACUACUGUCGUCGCUUUCGCGCCUCUUCACCUACUACCUCCAGUGGGAAGGGUUUACGCUGGGCGUGAAGGACAUUCUGGUGCAGGAGAAGGCCGAUCGGAAGCGCUCGAAGAUUAUACGUGAGUGUCGAGCGACGGCCGGCCACGAAGCGACCGCGGCUGCCCUCGAGCUUCCUCCGACCGUGUCCACUGAGGAAUUGUCCAAAAAGAUGGCCGAAGCGUACGCAAAAAAUCCCAAGUUUCGUGCCAUUCUUGAUCGAAAGUACAAGUCCGUACUUGAUACGUAUACGAACCGUAUUAAUAAUAUUUGCUUGCCCGAAGGGCUCAUCAGCCAGUUCCCGGAAAAUAACCUUCAGCUGAUGGUGCAGUCUGGUGCCAAGGGUUCUACCGUGAACACCAUGCAAAUCUCGUGCCUGCUCGGGCAAAUCGAGCUCGAAGGAAAACGUCCACCACUGAUGCUUUCGGGCCGUUCGUUGCCCAGCUUUGCGCACUUCGAAACCUCGCCCAAGUCGGGCGGAUUCAUCGACGGGCGCUUCAUGACUGGCAUUCAGCCGCAAGACUUCUUUUUCCACUGCAUGGCCGGACGCGAGGGUCUAAUCGAUACGGCUGUCAAGACCAGCCGAUCCGGGUACCUGCAGCGCUGCCUGGUCAAACACCUGGAAGGCCUGUCGGUGCAGUAUGAUAUGACCGUUCGAGACAGUGACGGGAGCAUCGUGCAGUUUAUGUUCGGCGAGGAUGGCAUGGACAUCUCCAAGGUACAGUUCGUCGGCAAUGUGAAGCAGACACGCUUUCUCGACCAAAACCGGGACGUGUUAGUGCGCAAAGAUGUUAUGGAGCGCUUGACGGCGGCAACAGAAGAGGAUCCGCUGAACGACGCCCUGCGUAAGCACCUGAAAAAGAUCAAGCGCUGGAAGAAGCAUCAUGGGUCGGUGGUGCAAAAGCAACGCAUUUCACCGUUUGCUGCGUUUUCUGUCGACCAAUCGGACGCCGUUCGGCAAGAACUUGCGAAGCCAGACAAGCUGCACGGUUCUACGGGGCGCACGAAGUUGACGAAAAAGUUAAUCAAGCUCUGGAGAAAGCUCGAUCCGAGCGAGAAGCGCGAGUAUGUCAAAAAGACUAGCCACUGCCCGGAUCCGGCCGCGGCCGUGUAUCGCCCAGAUGCGCACUACGGUGUCAUUUCGGAGCGACUCGAGGAGCUGGUAAGAGAGUACAAACGUGAGCAGCAGCCACUGCACGAUAUCGAUGAGCUGAUGCAGCUGAAGGCCAGCACUUCGUUGGUCGCACCCGGUGAACCGGUUGGCGUGCUGGCGGCCCAAUCGAUCGGGGAACCGUCGACGCAGAUGACGCUCAACACGUUCCACUUUGCAGGACGUGGUGAGAUGAACGUCACACUGGGUAUUCCUCGUCUGCGUGAAAUUUUAAUGACAGCGACGGAAAAAAUCAAGACACCUUCGUUGGAGAUUCCAUUCCGGCCGCACAAAAAACCGGAACGUCUCGCUGCGGUCGCUGAAAAGCUGCGCAAAUCUUUGAACCGCGUCACGGUUGCCGAUGUCCUAGAAAAUGUUACCAUCAAAUCGAAGCUUGUCUUACAACCGACACGUUGCAUGCAUCACACGUUGCGAUUCAAAUUCCUUCCGCAGGAUGCAUACUGUCAUGAUUAUCGCGUAACACCGAAAGAAAUUAUGAGCCACAUGUCCCGAGGUUUCUUCAAGAUUCUUUUUUCCUUCAUGGCAAAAGCAGAGCGUACUAAAAAUGUCCUAGUGGAUGACGAAACGGGCGGUAGAAAAAAACAGAAAGGCCCGGACGAGGAAGACACCGAAGCGGAUCAGUAUGAACCGGAAGAAGGUACGACCGGGCGGAAUGAUAACCGUGCCUCGGACAGCGAAUCGGAUGACGAUGAUCGCGUCAUGAACACCGAUACGGACGCAACCGAAUCGAACAUGCGCAAAAAGAAAACCGAUGAUGUGGGAUAUGACGACGAAGAGAGCGAGGUUGAUGAGGAAAACAAAGCGAAGGGAGCCAGUACCGGCGACUCCUCAGACACAGAUGAAAGUGAUGGUGAUGAUGAAGGGGUUGAAUCUACCGGCAGGAAAACGAAGCCAGAAGAAGAAGCAGCUAUCGGAAACGAACAGGAUGAAGAGCAGAUAGGGAAAGAAAUUUUAGGAACGCACGCAAGCACGGUCUCGAAGGAUCUACAUGAAUCGGAAGAGAUUCAUAUGCUACGGAGACUAACUGAUCGAGUUUCGGCAUACACUUUCGACAAGGAAAACUAUAGUUGGUGUCAGAUCGUGUUGCAAAUAUCGCUCAAGCUAAAAGACGUUGAUAUGACCAAGGUUAUCCGUGAUGCCGCUGCGCACAGCGUUAUCUGGCAGGUGCCGAUGAUCAAGCGCGCCAUCACGUACACGCAAAACGAUCAGCUGUACCUGAAGACGGACGGCAUCAACAUUCCGGAGCUCGCCAAACACGCCAAGCUGCUUGAUGUUAACCGGCUGUACACCAACGACAUCCACGCGAUGGCCAAGCGGUACGGAAUCGAGGCAGCGUCGCGUGUCGUUGUGAAAGAAAUUCAAAAUGUGUUCAGCGUGUACGGCAUCACGAUCGAUCCGCGCCAUCUGCUGCUGGUGGCGGACUACAUGACCGCGAGCGGGCGCUUCGUCGCAAUGAACCGCGCGGGCAUGGUCGAUGCAUCGCCUUUGCAACAGAUUUCGUUCGAAUCUUCCCUGACUUUCUUGAAAGCCGCGAUGCUGAAAGGUCGAAAUGACCCGUUAAUGUCACCGUCGGCCCGAUUGAUGGUAGGACAGCCGUGUAAGCUCGGCACUGGAGCAUUCACGCUGUACUCGUCAGCGUUGCAAGAUUUCGCUAAAUCAAACCAGUAGUUACUGCAUUAAGGUUUUUGAGAUGUUUUGUGAAGAAUCGUUCAUAAAAGUUAUGCUUAUAUAUUUUUAAUAAACUUUGUAUUAUCGAAAAGUGUU
Molecule: messenger RNA, 5424 nt
Organism: Anopheles coustani
Lineage: Eukaryota; Metazoa; Arthropoda; Insecta; Diptera; Culicidae
Gene: RpI1
Product: DNA-directed RNA polymerase I subunit RPA1
Exons: 7
Coding region: 169-5328 (1719 amino acids)
Biological process (GO): DNA-templated transcription
Cellular component (GO): RNA polymerase I complex
Molecular function (GO): DNA binding; DNA-directed RNA polymerase activity
Source: RefSeq, a predicted model, not a curated record